CGCCAUGGCUUCUCCAGGGAUUAGAACGGGCAAGGUGGUAACGUUUGUAGUCCUAGUACUCUUUAUAAACGCUGCUCACUGCGAAGAAAAGAAACCAGACAUAAAAAAGAAGGCUGUUAAGACAGCUCUUGAGCCACUGAAAGCGGCAGCGACUGCACAGACAGGCUGGUACGAAGGCGCCGGUGGAUCCCAAUCCUGGUCUUCGGGAGGACAAAGCUAUGGUGCUGGUGACGGUGGAGCUGGCCUUGCCUCCUGGGCUGACAGUGGCAGAGGAUCAUCGAGCUUCGGUGGAGGAGUCGGUGGAUCUGGACCGUGGGCUGAUGCCGGCAAGGGCAGUGCUGGUGGUGGCUUUGGUGGUGCUGGGCCCUGGGCCGACUCUGGAAGUGGUGGAUUCGGUGGAAGUUCCGGACCAUGGCAGAGUUCUGGUAAAGGAUCGAGUGGUUCUGGCUUCACUGCGGGCGCCGGACCUUGGGCUGGCGCUGGAAAAGGGUCAAGUGGCGGCUACGGAGGCGGCCUUGAUUCGUGGGCUGGCGCAGGGAAUGGUGGUGGUUUUGGUGGCACUGGCAAAACCUUUGGAGGCGGAGGAGGAGCUGUUGGACCCUGGGACCAAGCCGGAGGAGUUGGCGUCGGAAAAAUUGGCGGCGGUGGUGGUGGUGCGUCAUGGGCUCAGAAUGGUGGCUUCAGUGCUGGUGGAAAAGGAAGUGGAUGGGACUUCUCUCAGGGAUCCAAGUUCGGCGGAAGUUUCGGAGGUGCUGGUGGAAAAGCUGAUAGCUGGGACUUUUCACAAGGGUCAAAAUUUUCAGGUGGCGCUAAUUCCUGGGAUCAAGGUGCUUUAGGGGGUGGAAAACUUGGUGGUGCUGGUGGUGGUGCGUCCUGGUCACAAGGACAAUUUGGUGGCAGCAAAUCGGGCUAUGGUGGAGGUGCGUCGUGGGACCAAGGUGGUAAAUCAUUCUCCCAGAAUGCUCAAAGUGGACCAUGGAGGGGCAAGACAGCUGUAGCUCAAGAUUCUUGGACGCCGAGUGGUGCAGGAGGCUAUGGAAAAACAUCUACUACUGGUGUAGGUCCAUGGGCUCAAGGAGUUGGUGCAGGAAAAGGAUUUGGUGGUGUGGAUGCUUGGCUUCAGGACAGUCCAGCUGGUGGAGGCUCAUGGGCACAAAGUGGAGCUGGAAAUGGUAAGCCAGCAUCCGGAGCUGGUCCAUGGGCGCAAGUGGGUGGUGCUAAUGGUAAAGCAAGCUAUGGAUCUGGGCCUUGGUACGGUGGCUUUGCUGGUGGUAAAGGUGGAAACGGAGGUGGUGGCGCAUCUUGGACCAAUGGAGGAAAUGGUGCCGGAGGAAAGAAAGUACAAUUGGCAGGUCCAUGGGACUCUGGCAGUUCCGCAGGUUCCGCUAAGGGAGGAGCAGGACCUUGGGCACAAGGUGGAGGUGGAUAUGGUAAUGGUGGGACUAGGAGCUUUGGUGGCCCAGGACCAUGGGCAGGAGCAGGAAAUGGAGCAGGAAAUAGUGGCGGAUAUAAGAGCUUUGGUGGACCAGGGCCCUGGGCAGGUGCAGGUAAUGGUGGAGGCAGCAGUGCGGGGAUGAAGAAUGCAGGCGGACCAGGCCCUUGGGCUAGUAUCGGAAGUGGAGCAGGAAACGGUGCAGGACCUAAGAGCUAUGGAGGACCUGGACCCUGGGCAGGUGCAGGAAACGGUGCAGGAGCAAGAAGCUUCGGUGGAGCAGGGUCAUGGGCAGGUGUCGGAAAUGGCGGUGGUUCCAAAUUCAGCUCACAACAAGCAUCAUGGGACCAAGGAGGAUAUGGUGGGAACGGAAAAGCAGGUGGACCAAAACCUUGGGCUGGAGUAAGCGCUAAUGGUGCCGGUCGCGGAUCUUGGUCCGGUGGUGGUCAGGGAAGUUACGGAGGGGGUGCAGGUGCACCAGGACCUUGGGACAGCGGUAAAGUAGCUGGCGCUGGAGCAUCAUGGGACCAAGGUGGAUUUGGUGGUGGAAAAGGAGGAGCACCGGGCCCAUGGGCUGGAAAAGGGCGGUCUAACGGAUUUUCUCAACCUGACCUUGGAAGAUUCCCUGCUUCAUCUGGUCCCUGGGACCAGGGAUCGUACGGAGGAGCGGGAAAGGAGGUAGUGCGGGCGGCCCAUGGGACAGCGGUAGCAACGGGGGAGGCACAGGCACACCGGGUGGACCCUGGUCGGGGGUUGGAGGCAAUGGAAAAGUGUCUGGCGGGCUCGGAGGAGGAAGCUCUUGGACCCAGGGUGGCGCAGGGGCAAGUGUGUCUGGUCCGGGACCUUGGGAUCAGGGAGGAUAUGGUACGAGAAAGGGAGGUAAUGGGGGCGGAGCCGGUGGGCCUUGGGACAGUGGCUCAAAAUUUAAUGGUGCGGGGGCCUCUUGGAGUGGAAACGGGAAUGGUUUCGGUGGUGGAAAAGGUUUUGGUGGGGGCGGCGGCAGCUCAUGGUCUCAAAAUGGCAAUGGCAAAUAUGGAGGUGGAAAUGCAGGUGUAUCGUGGACACAAACAAUGUUCGGAGGCACUGCAAGCGGACCAUGGCAACAAGGUGGUUACGGAGGUCAGGACUCCUGGGCUGCAAAGGGAGGUGCUGGUAAUGGCAAAUUUGGCAAUGGUGGUGCCGGACCCUGGCAGGGUGCUGGUGGGGGAGGAGAUGGUGGUGGCUGGCAGGCUGACCAGGGAAGCGUUGGAGUCUGGAUCGGAGAUGUCAGCCAGAAGAGUAGAGGCGGCUUCGGUCCGCAGGCAGGUGGAAGACGGAGAAAUAAUUACUUGCCAUCCCAAGGUGGUGCUAGCUGGGAUGGACAAGCAGGCGGACAAUUUGGUAGUGGUGGCGGCGGUAGCUGGGAUGGCGGCGCAUCGCAGAAAGGCCGCGGUGGUUUCGGUGGAGGACAAGGAGGUGGUGUGGGUAAAGUGAAAUGGAGCUUUAGCAGAAACGAUCCUUGGGCCCAACCUCAAACCUGGUCUGGUUCCUGGACGACAGACGGAGCGGCGCAGCAGUACACAUCCGUAGGAGUCGGGCAGAUGAUGUUCGGUGGUGUUGCGGACUGGAUGACGGCAGACAAGUACAGCUCCAAGUAUGGAGGGGGUGCUGGUGGAGGAGGAUGGCAGCAGCAGCUUGGAGCUGGUAGCCAAGGCUCCUGGAGUGGAGGCGGAGGUGGUGGUAGCAAGUGGUGACCACUCAUCCAUCGUACUGCAUGGCUUCAGAUGCCAUGAACAAUUUCUUGAAGAAGGGACACCGCACGCCAGCAAUCAAUGGCUCAUCGUUGAUGCAAGCAAUAUUUUGUGCAGCUUCUAAUCGUCUUUUGUCCAGAGCAAUGCUCUAAUAUGUAAAAUUUAAGAAUUCUUCAAUUGUACAAAUGCUGCAGUAUAAUAUACGCAUUUUUAUCGCAAUCAUUAUAUUCAACUUCGUUAAAAACAUCCUACGCACUUGAACAAAAGAUCUGUUGUGUUUAAUUGAAUGUUGUCUGUGUUGUUCAGCUGAAUGGUAUUUUUUUUCGCAUACUCGAGUCGCCGUGUAUCAUAAGAGUUUAUCAUAUGUUGGUUGUAUGUGUGCCAAGACUGAUUUUUGUCUGUUGACAGGAUGGCAAACUUGUUUCACAGUUUUUCAAGCGCGCUGGCUUUCGCGGUCCUUUUUUGUUGUCACGUGAUAGCAACCAGCUACGUUUGUUAAUGUUAAUGUUAAUGUGCCUUCUUCGUGGACUUCGUUGAAUACUGCGGGUGCACGAGAGCUUUGUUUCGUGCGUCUGUCCUUGUUCGUAUUCAAAUAAAGUAUUUACGUGAAAACACUCAA
Messenger RNA from Rhipicephalus microplus (southern cattle tick), 3781 nucleotides. RefSeq lists its product as uncharacterized. Lineage: Eukaryota; Metazoa; Arthropoda; Arachnida; Ixodida; Ixodidae. The record is from RefSeq and is a predicted model, not a curated record.